Molecule: messenger RNA, 2342 nt
Organism: Pyrus x bretschneideri (Chinese white pear)
Lineage: Eukaryota; Viridiplantae; Streptophyta; Magnoliopsida; Rosales; Rosaceae
Product: pentatricopeptide repeat-containing protein At1g12775, mitochondrial
Molecular function (GO): protein binding
Source: RefSeq, a predicted model, not a curated record
ACGGGCUGGGUGCCAGGCAAGGUUGCGGGCUGGAGCACAUAUGGAGCAUGCCGGGCUGUUAUUUGGACUGGGUGCUGGGCAAUCUUUGCUCCGGUGGAGCUGCUCUAAGCGAAAAUCACCAAGAAUUCUAAGAACCGAAAACACAGAAGAAAAACAGUAGAGAGCUCACAAAUGGAGCCAAAUCCUUGCCUUUAAACCAAAAUCGUCCUCGAACCCCAAGAAAAACAGGAGAGAGCUUUCAAAUGAAGAUCAAGACGAUAACCACAAGACCUCCUUCUCCAGUUGAUGGGUUGCGCUCAAUUUCGACCUGAGGUGGGUACAUUGGGUAUUCUUAUGAAUUGCAUGUGCUGUCUGAAUCGGGUGGAUUUGAGUUUCUCUGUUUUAGCAAUUACCCUUAAAUAUGGUCUUAAACCCGAUGCUCGUACUAUGAAUACUUUGCUCCAUGGACUUUGCAAGUACAGUUCCCUGGCCGAGGCUAUGGAGUUCUUCCAGGAAAUAGAAAUGAAAGGAUACAAAUGCGAUCAAAUCACUUAUGGUACCAUGAUCAAUGGACUAUGCAAAGCUGGGAAAACUUCUAAGGCGCUCGAGAUACUUACGAAGAUGUGGGAAGAUGGAAGGUUCAAGCCCAACCAAGAAUGCUACAAUCCAAUCAUUAAUAGCCUCUGUAAAGAAAGACGGAUAGACGAGGCCUUGACCGUAUUUCGAGAUAUGAUCAGCAAAAGUGUUGUACCGAACGUUUUCAAUUAUACCACAUUGAUUCAUGGGUUAUGCAACACGAGCCGAUGGGAAGAAGUGCUCUCUCUUUUUGAAGGAAUGGUAGAUCAAGGAGUCAAGCCUAAUGUUGUCACCUACAACACUCUAAUUUAUGGACUGUGCCAAUCGGGGAGGUUGGAAAAAGCCAAGAGCUUCUUGAUUUGCAUGCUUAACAGUGGAAUUUCACCAAAUGUAUACACUAGUAUUCUUAUCAGCAGUCUUUGCAAGGAAGAAAGAAUUCAAGAAGCGCUUACUCUGUUGGAAAAUAUGACGACGAAAGGCAUAAAGCCUGAUGUUGUCACUUUUACUUCCUUGAUUUCUGCAUCAUGCAAGUCUAGUAACUGGGAGGAAGGUGUGAGAUUAUUCAAAAUCAUGAUUGGUUACGGAGCCUUGCCUAAUAUAGUUACAUACAGUGCUGUUCUGGAUGCUUUAUGCAAGGAAGGGAAGACAGCAGAAGCACUGAAUCUUGUGGAAGAAAUGAUCAGUAGGGGGGAAAAGCCUAAUGUUGUGACUUACAACUCCUUAAUUAAUACAUUGUGCCGGACCAGCCAGUGGAGAGAAGCCACAAAGUUGUUUAAUAGAAUGCUGGAUGAAGGUAUUGCCCCAAGUGUUAUAACCUAUAAUAUUAUGAUAAGUUCUCUUUGCAAGGAGGGGAGGACCGAGGAAGCCCUCAGUAUGUUAGAGUUAAUGACUCAAAGAGGUCUGACACCUGAUGUUAUCACUUAUAACAGUUUAAUCCAUGGCAUGUGCCAUACAGCUCAAUGGGAAGAAGCCACAAGGUUGUUUGAUGAACUGGUAGGCCGGGGAAUCUUUCCUAAUACCGGUACUUUGUUAAUACUUCUGGAUGCUCUCUGCAGAGGAGGGAUGACAGAAGAGAUUCACAAAAGAGUUGAGGCAACAAUUGAAUACGGUAUGAAACUCAGUACAAUAACUUGCAGUAUGGUGGUAAAUGAAUAUUGUUUGCUUGGCAGAAUGAAUAAGGCGAAAGUGGUCUUGAACUUAACGGUGGCUAUGGGUUAUGCGCCUGAUAUUGCUUCCUAUAAAACCUUGGUCAACGGCUAUAUAAGCGUUAACAGGAUAGGUGAAGCUUUGAGGCUUGUUAAAGAAAUGGUCCAAAUAGGAUUGAUGCCUGAUAUGGAAAUGCAACAAACUGUGGGGCGUUUUCGUCGUAAGGGCCAUAUUGGAUUCGCAGGGUAGUUGUUAGGUCUCUUUGCAAGGUUUUGAAGAUUUAUAAGGAUGAAGAGCCUUUAGUUAUCAUUGGUUUCUAACUUCUAGUGACCACGCAAUAUUGUUAGUUGUGGUAAACUUUGGAAUGGAUGAAGAUCAGUGGUCGUGGCGGCACAUAGGAGAGAACCAUUGAAGCUACGGGGCUUGUAUAAAGAAGUGAUGGAAAAAGAAUUGAUACCUGAACUGGAAAUUCAACGUAGACGUUUUGUUUUAGAAGGCAAUUUUUUUGCAGAAUAUUUCUCCUUGUGAGUGUGGCUUGCGUGAUGAACUAGGUAUAUGUUGCGUGAGUUUUCGGAUGUCACUAAUGAACAACUACAUGAUAUCGUUGAUUGAUAUUUACAACUGAACUAGUUAAACCUUUA